AUGACUAUUGACAAGGAUUUUCUAUCGAAUUUGACUCAUACGGAUGAUCAAGAUGAAUACAAACGAAAUGACACCAUUCAAAUUGGCUUUGAACAAGAAUUAAAAUCAUUAACAGUUCUGCAUGGUGAAUCAGCCAGAUUCGAAGCCAAGAUACGCUUAGUUUCCAUCUCAACAUGCAAACCAAUCGAUCUCACAUUGUUAAAAGUCGAAUGGCGUUUAAAUGACAUAUCAAUCGGAAUGAAGAACACUUUUAAAUAUCAAUUUGGUUGUUCGAUCGAAGAUAAUCGCUACUGGAUGGAUAUCCAACACUGUCAACGACGGGACGAAAAAGUUUAUACGAUUUAUAUCAGUUAUGAUGACGAAAGAUUGCAUGACGAAUCGAGUGCAUAUCUCUUUGUUGAUAAUUGUCCUGAUGAAAACGAAGAGCUAUUGACACCGACAGUAGAAACAAGUUUAGUGCCUAUUGGUGCAUCAUCAUCAACAUCAGUUAAGACUCUUGAUCGAUUUGUGCCACCGACUAUAACACGCUUACUUCAACCUUCGUACCAAUAUCAUCCGGGUGAACAACUGCAUUUUCUUGUUGAGUAUAUUUCCCCCACCUCGGAAUGUCAAUCGACUUGGCAAGUACAACAUUCGUAUGACCAACAAGCGAAGCCUGUCGAAGGCGGAUUAAUCGUUAAUGCUGAUUGUUCAUCGAUAUUAAUUAUCGAAUCGAUUACUUCGCGAUUACAAGGUUUAUAUACAUUCUUUGUCGAAAAUCUGUAUGGUCGUGCUAUGACCCAAACGAUCGUUACUGUCGACUCAGAUGAAAAAGACAAUCACAAUGCACAUUACAAUGAGAUACAAGAUGAUAUGUCAAAUAAAACUAAAGAAAUAGCCGUAUAUCAUUCGAAUAGAGCAUCGAGUAAACAUUUACCAGCUGGACAUGAUUCGUCAUCAAGUGAAUCAUCGGAAUAUGAAGAAGUAAAAAUGCAUUCUUUCAAUGAUAAAUCGUCAUCAUCGAUGUCAACAGCAACACCGACGGACGAAGAUAUGAUUGUGUCAACGGGAGAUGUUCAACCACCACUGGAACAGAAACUGUACGAAUCGUUCGAUCUGUCGAUUGGCAAAGAUUUGUAUGGUCAACGGCAUAUUGCAUAUUUUGAUCCAUCGUCGAAAUUUGAACAUGUAGAACCAAUUGAACAAUUCGAAAAUGACGAUUCAUUGACACGAUUGGCAAUGAAUGAUCAGCGAAUGAAAAAUGAUCAUACCAAAUCGGUUACAAAGAAAUUCCGACUUCCACCUCCACCUCCGAUCGAGCAUAAUUCAGAAGAACACAUUUAUGAGGACAUUCCACAGAUUCUUCCAAUUCCAGAAAUGUCUGCCAGCACUUCCAUCCAGCAGCGGCAGCAGCACUCAAUUGAAAUUUCAGAUCACAAUGGAAAUGGUGUUGAACAAACAUCUGUUAUAUCUUCUUCGCCAAACUCACUUGAUGAAGCACUCAACAACGUCGAACAGUGGUCCGACAUUAUCAUGGAUAAUGAUAUUCUCGAACUACGAUCUUCGUCACGAUUUUCCCAAACUUCAAAUUAUCUUUCGAAUGCGAAUGAUUAUGUCGAUGAACAUUAUCUUAAUUAUAGUUUUCAUUCACCAAGUAUGUCCCGUCGUAUGUUCGCUAACAAUGAUCAGUCAAUUUCAAAUGAUCGUUUACAACGACAUAUUGAAGUUGUUGUUCAACCGACUUCGAUAGCUGACGAACAAACGAUAACAAUAGAAAGAAUCGAACAAGUCCUGCCUACGGAUACAUCACAUUGUAUCGAACAGGCAGUCGAAACAAUUCACGUUGAAGAUGGACUAUUCCAAGUAACAGAAGCUAUUAUCGAUCAGAAAUCAUUAGAAGUGAGCGAUAUGGCGACUAUUUCUACAGAAGCGCCAUUGACAACGAUUCAUUUGCCAGAAACCAUCGCUUCGGAUGUUGAUGAAGAUACACCGUUGGGUUCGGUCAUGUCUCCGAUUGAAGAAUCAGUAGAAGUCCUAUCACAUCAAAUUUUUGAUCAGAUAGUUUCAUCGACUGAGAACACGUCGUUCAUCAAUUGUACAUUUGAAAAUACGCCGAUCGCCCAUUUUUCGGUGUCAAACACCUCGACAAGUUCUACAGAUCCAGUUACUAUAGAAACAGAUGCAACAACAAAUGAACAGAUGCCGAUUAUUACCUUAACAAUCAUUGGCGAUAAAAUGCCAGAACAUUCACAAGAAUCAUUGGCUGUACCUACGGAAACAAAUCUUUUGCCACUUGCAACUGUGCCAGAUCAAACAAAAGAUACCGAUGAUGUUCAUGCGCGUGAGAAGAUUGUUCAAGACAUCAUAUCUGCUUCAUUGGAGCCGACCACAGUCAUCCAUAUUGAAGGUACUGUAGAAAUCAUACCAUCAACAUCAACUUUACAAACAACUGAACUAUCUGUCUCAAAUGACACCGAGCACUUUUUUGUUGCUGAGUCGGAUACACCAAACACGAUUAUUAAAACUGAUGUGAGAUCAAUCACAGUUUUAGAAAAACCAUCCAUUACUCUUGCUGAAGCAGAAAAACUACAACAUAAUGCAGCUAACGAGCAGGUACAGAACGAUACUCAUGAAAUUGAAGUAAUUUUACCACCAACAAAUGGCACAUCGACAGCCAGCAAUGAAGUGGAUUCAGUCUUGUCUUCAUCAUCCUUGAAUAUCCAGAACGAUGAUGUUCCCGUAGAGAAAUCGACAAAUGUAAAACAAGAAACUACCAUUGUAACUCAACAACAGGAACGUAUGGACAAAAAGCUAAAGUUUGCCACUCAAAAAGCAACCAACACAUCCUGCACUUCAGCUGAGAAAUCAAUGUCAGCAAAACAGGCCAGUUUCAACGGACAUACUGAUACUUUAACUGGCCAGAAGAUAUCGUCUGAACCCAUAGUUGCAGAUAUGCAAACAGUGUCUGGCAAAAAGAAACAAGAACCUGUGGUCAUCGAAAAAGUGUUGUCCGUGAAUUCGAAUGUGUCGUCAACUCCAGAGUCUAAAUCGCUAACCAAUGGCAAUCAUGACGAAGUAAAACCUACUCCAGUAGUUCCGAUCGAACAAAAAUCAGUUGCUCCGAAGUUCACACAACGUCUCAAGCCAUCCAUCACUAUAAAUCAUGAUGAUCAACUUCAACUGAAUGUUAGCUACAUUGGUCAACCAGAGCCUCACAUAACCUGGUAUUAUAAAUCAACUAUUCUUCUUCCUUCAUCUCAAAUAAACAUUAGUCAAUCACAUAACGAUCAAAUGUUCUGUUCCACAUUAACAAUUCAAAAGAUGACAUCUGAUUAUGAUGGUAAAUUCAAAGCUGUUCUCAACAACGACUUAGGUGAAGUCAUCAGUACAACACAAGUUAAUGUUAAACGAGGUGUGUAA
This is a messenger RNA of Adineta ricciae, 3399 nucleotides long. The record is from the annotation of a GenBank genome assembly. Lineage: Eukaryota; Metazoa; Rotifera; Eurotatoria; Adinetida; Adinetidae.